Anthostomella pinea is the source of this 339-nucleotide messenger RNA. The record is from the annotation of a GenBank genome assembly. Lineage: Eukaryota; Fungi; Ascomycota; Sordariomycetes; Xylariales; Xylariaceae.
AUGACAGGCGGUGCAAUGGCGUCUCAAGGCGCUGCUGCCCAUAGAAGAGCGCAACUCACCGGCAAGACAGGCAUCAGUGCGUUGAUGUCGAACAAGACGGCCUUCGGGGUCGCGAUGUUCGCCUCCAUACCGUUCGUUUACUUCUUCAUCCCGGAGACUCGCGGCAAGACCCUCGAAGAGAUGGACGCAGCCUUUGGUAGUCACACGAGCGAAGAAGACAUGGCGGCGUUGGCACAAGGUCAAGAACAGGUCGGAAUUCCUGCGCUGUUAGAUGGAUCUCAGCCGGAGAGAGGUCUUGAGAAGGAAGCAAGGGGAGAGACGAUACACGUCGAGGCGUGA